AGGAUAUCUUUACUAAUAUCUUGGAUAUGCUGGAAUAUUCCAUAAUAGUUUUAAGAACAUUUUUUGUGGUUGUCUUGAUGUGCAAGAAAGAUGCUAUACCAAGAUAUGAAGCCAGCAAGUACUUCAGCACUGCCACCUAAUAUCCAGUUUUAUCGUCGAACUUUACCCACUUCUUGUGUAUCAUUUGGCAGCGAAGAAGGAAAAGCACUUUUUAAAGAUGCUUUAUUAACUGGCUAUGCUAACAUAUACUUUCCAUUGGCUGAGCAGUUUCGCACACAAAGUGAGCCAGCAUACUGUGGACUUUCUACUCUUGUCAUGGUUUUAAACGCAUUAGCUGUAGAUCCAAAACGAGUGUGGAGAGGUGCUUGGCGUUGGUAUCACGAGGAGAUGUUAGACUGCUGUUUGUCUUUGGAUGUUGUUCAACAACAAGGAAUUACCAUGGAGCAGUUUAUAUGUCUUGCUACUUGCAACAAUUUGGAUAUCAAUACAGUGCGAAUCACUGAUGAUGAGAGCAUAGAGGACUUUAGGAAUGUCGUGAAAAGAAUUUGUUCAGGUGGCGGACAAAUAUUGACAUGCUCAUAUUCACGUCGAGUAUUGGGACAAACUGGGGAUGGACAUUUUUCUCCUAUAGGUGCGUACAACGAAGAGAAAGACAUGCUUUUAAUUUUGGAUGUCGCUCGAUUUAAGUAUCCACCACAUUGGAUAACAGUUGAUCUGAUGUGGAAUGCGAUGAAAGCUCUCGAUAAAACAACAGGUCAUCCCCGUGGUUACAUAAUAAUGCGUAAAACUCAGGAAAUGCCACUUCUUUUGUUUCGCCUCUCAAAUACAUUUCGUGUCACCAUUGCAACCGAGAAACUUUCCAGCAGUAACAUGGCAAAAUUUUUAAAAUCGUGGAAAGAAUUCCUUAAGAUGACUGAUUGCUGCGGAGUGUGUGAGAAUUUGGAGGGAGCGGUAACAUAUGCAUUGAAAUCGCUCAACGAGUCACUGGCAGCUCUAUUAGAAGAGGAGUCAGUGUUCACCACGCAAUUUAAUACCUGCUGUAUAGAUGUAUUACCAACUGAGCAUGUCGAUGGUGUGGAGAAGUUACUAAAAUCGAUUGAGAGUUUAAAAAUUUACCAAGUUGUAAAAAACUGGUUCGCAAAUUUCAAGUUUAAUAAUCAAGGUGUCGUGAAACCUAAAAGUAUGUGUCGGUGUUCGUCGAGGAGGUCCAGAAUCUCAAGGGUCGGGGUUUCAUACAGUCAACGUCCGGAAUAUCAUUCUGAAAAUGAAAGUAACAGCACAGAUCACAGUGUGGAAUCAUCAUGUCGUAACAAAGGUGAAAAUUUAGUGACACAAAAUCAUUACGUGACCAUGUUAUUGUUAAGCUGGCCGUACCCUCAACACUCACAGCCUGGAUACGUGUGCUGUUUAUAUAAAUAUGUUGAGGAUAGCAUGAAGGAUUGUGAAGCGAUUUUGGAUAACGAAAUAAAUAAAAUGGCUGUCGCUCAUGUGGAGGCUAAAAGUUCACAAAAUGUCAUUAUUAAAUUGGGCUUCCAUGGUGGAUCACCGUGAGACAAAAUUUAUCAAACAAGCACUCAUUGCUACUUACAAUAUCAAUAUAUUGUAGUGUUUCACAGCUAUUGUAACUAUCUCGACGAUCCAAAUCAAUUGGAGGAGAGCAUGGUGAUGAUCCAGAUGAAGACGAAG
Molecule: messenger RNA, 1686 nt
Organism: Hydractinia symbiolongicarpus
Lineage: Eukaryota; Metazoa; Cnidaria; Hydrozoa; Anthoathecata; Hydractiniidae
Product: glutathione gamma-glutamylcysteinyltransferase-like
Exons: 6
Coding region: 91-1551 (486 amino acids)
Biological process (GO): phytochelatin biosynthetic process; detoxification of copper ion; response to metal ion
Molecular function (GO): metal ion binding; glutathione gamma-glutamylcysteinyltransferase activity
Source: RefSeq, a predicted model, not a curated record